UAGAACCAUAGUCAAUAAUUAUAUAUUUUGAUUGGGUUUUUUCAGGUAUUUAUCAGUGUUAUGCAUUUAUCACCGUUAUGCCCCAUCGGGGUAUCCUUUUUUCUCCCAUUAUAUAUCCACGGCAUGUGAUCAACUCAUUGUUAUGUAUUUCCUCUCAUUACUAUUGCUUCAACGUUAUAAUAUUGGCAGUGACACUCAAUUAAUACGAGGAAAUAAACGCUGCUGUCACCAGGCAUGCCCCUGGUCAACGCACAAGGCACGUCCUUGGCUAUGUAAAUACUAAAUCAUACACCAGGCAUGCCCCUGGUCGGCAUCCGAUCCGACGUUAAGUAGGUCAGUACAAAGACCCACCAGGCAUGCCCCUGGUCAACGCACAAGGCAGGCUAAGUAAAUAAUAAAUCAUACACCAGGCAUGCCCCUGGUCGGCAUCUGAUCCUACGCUAAGUAGGUCAGUACAAGCACACACCAGGCACGCCCCUGGUCAUAUCAAUUAAGGCACCAGGCAUGCCCCUGGUCAAACACACAUCAGGCAUGCCCCUGAUCACGUCUCACAUUGAUUACACAGUACACUCAGGGCAUGGCCAAUCCCGCCCAUUCUAGGACAGCUUCCCAUAUCUAUCACACACCAGGCAUGCCCCUGGUCAACCCACUUAAGUAUUAGACAUGGUACACACUAGGCAUCUGGUCAUCGGCAUCACACGCCAGGCAGGCCUUUGCUAAUUAGGUCCUGAGAAGGUACCGUUCACACACUAGUGAGCCCCCAGUCAUUUCUCGGGAAUCACGUAUAGGUACACCUCAGACACAUAUCGAAUACACACCAGGCAUGCCCCUGGCUGGCCAAAAAACUAAUCUCACAGUGAUACACAACGGGGUUUAUCCAUAUACUGACGAUCUACGGACAAUGGAGUCUUACCGGCACAAUCGAACAGCUGUCACACAACAAACCCAAUCACAUUCCCCACUGUGUGUGACAGCGUGGACUAAGGAGCUGCAAUCUCAUCCAGACAUAGAGUUUAAGGAAUACUUGACUCACGGUAUGCGAUAUGGAUUCAGAAUCGGUUUCGACCCCUCACAACCGUUACGAACUACUCGCACCAACAUGCCCUCCGCUAGACUACAUCCAAACGUCGUACAAGAAUACCUUGACCACGAAUGUCACGAGGGUCGUGUGAUAGGCCCCUUGGCUAUCUCCGAUCAUCCAGAGGUACACGUCAGCCGUUUUGGGGUCAUCCCCAAGAAGCAUCAACCCAACAAAUGGCGCCUCAUUCUCGAUCUAUCUCACCCAGACCGCGAUAGUAUCAACGACGGCAUCGACAAACAACUCUGCUCCAUGAAGUACGCUUCCAUUGACGACGCUGCUCGUAUCGUGCAUGCACUAGGCCGAGGCAGCCUCAUGGCCAAGAUUGAUAUAGCACAUGCAUACAGAAUAGUGCCCAUCAGUCCAUUGGACCACCAUCUCUUGGGGAUGGCGUGGGGCGACUCCCUUUUCAUAGACACGGCUCUACCUUUUGGGCUUAGAUCAGCACCAAAAAUAUUCUGUGCCAUUGCCGACACUCUCGAAUGGAUUCUCUUCAACAAAGGCGUAUCCACAUGUUUGCACUACAUCGAUGAUUUUUUCACUGCAGGACAGGCAGGCUCGGGAGACUGUCAACAAAACCUGGGGUCAAUCAUUGCCACUUGUGAUCAGCUGGGUAUCCCUCUGGCAAAACACAAAGUUGAGGGCCCAGUUACAGUGAUGACCUUUCUGGGCAUCGAAAUUGACACUGAUCACAUGCUUCUACGACUGCCAACAGACAAACUCGACCGCUUACAGGCACUUGUGACAAGCUGGAUUUCAAGAAAAGCAGCCACAAAAAGGGAGAUGCUGUCACUCAUAGGGCAACUCAGUCACGCAUGCAAGGUAGUGAUUCCGGGCAGAUCCUUUUUACGCCAGCUGAUUGACCUAGCAUCAUCCCGUCACCAACUGGACCACUGGAUACGUCUUAACGAGUCGUUCAGGGCAGAUCUGUACUGGUGGCACCUCUUCCUGAGGAGGUGGAACGGAACAUCGUUAAUUUCUACACAUGCAACUUCGGCGAACACGAUAGUCCUGGUGUCCGACGCCUCAGGCACAUGGGGAUGCGGGGCCUUCUACAGCAGAUCGUGGCUACAAUGCCGGUGGACACACUCGUGGGCAGACAUUAAUAUUGCAGCAAAAGAGUUCGUUCCAAUUCUAUUAGGCCUAGGAACAUGGGGUCACAAAUGGACUGGCUCACAUAUUAUUCUCAGAUGCGACAACAUGGCGGUAGUAUCUAUUAUCAACAACAAAAAAUGUUCAGACAAACUGCUCGCCCAUCUGUUACGCUGCUGCCAUUAUCUAUAUGUGCACAAUUUGACAUCACUGUCACGGCUCAGCACAUACAGGGAAAACUAAACACAGCGGCAGACGCCCUUUCAAGAAAUAAGGUACAAUUAUUUCAUCUCUCCGUUCCACAGGCA
Halichondria panicea is the source of this 2478-nucleotide messenger RNA. RefSeq lists its product as uncharacterized. The coding region runs from base 824 to 2413 and encodes 529 amino acids. NCBI's taxonomy places the organism in Eukaryota, Metazoa, Porifera, Demospongiae, Suberitida, Halichondriidae. The record is from RefSeq and is a predicted model, not a curated record. The transcript has a single exon.